Molecule: messenger RNA, 9208 nt
Organism: Ooceraea biroi (clonal raider ant)
Lineage: Eukaryota; Metazoa; Arthropoda; Insecta; Hymenoptera; Formicidae
Biological process (GO): regulation of transcription by RNA polymerase II
Cellular component (GO): nucleus
Molecular function (GO): transcription cis-regulatory region binding
Source: RefSeq, a predicted model, not a curated record
GUGACGUCACAUAAUUAGAGUAAAUACAAAGUAGUCUUGAUGGGACAGCGGCGUGCGCCGCACCGUGAGUCGCUGGUCCGCGCGCGUCAAACCUAUAUCGCUCUGAUACACGCACACCCGCGCUCCCGCGAGCAGGGCCCCCGCGUCGUCGUAUAUCCGCGCGCGCGUUAUGUGCCGUCAGUGUGUGCGCGCACCAAGGGAUUCUAGAUGACUGUGGGAACAGUGAGGUGACACACUCGCAAAGCGUCAAAGAAAUGGAAAAGAUCGAGAUUCCGCACUCUCGCACCAUAAUUAGUUUCGUAGGUCUACAACGCUGUACGGGCCGUCGUAAACUUUAAUGAAGACGGCAAUUGACGAUUUACGAACUCGCGGAUCAUUACGUCCGACAUGACGGAGCCGCUUUGUAGCAUCGACAGCCACCAGAUGCGACUUUGAAAAAUCCCUCGUCCCGGAAAUAUGAAACUUCGGUUGCCGUCAGGAAUCAUUAAAAAAUUCCAGGAAUGACGACCGAUGCACCAGCGAGACUCCACAUAAACUUACUGGGCGGUGCUUGCUUCAGCCACGGCCCUUACACAUUUUAUAAGGCGGUGAGGAUAGGUAACAGCCGUGUCCUUCGUCUCGGCAGUUUCUUCCUGACGAAACUGUGGAGCGAUGCCGACCUCGUCAGCAUCGGCGAGCUUCAGCUACUGUGGAUGGACAGUCGUGGACCGAAUCAGCCGCUGGCGUCCUUGCGGCUGUACUUCUUACCUGAGAACACGCCGGACGGCAGGAGGGACACGCACGGAGAGGACGAGGUGCUGACGAUUUCAGAGAAGGUGGUCGUCCGCGUGCACGACCUCGCCACGUGGCUCUCGCCCACGUUGGAGUGGUCAUGGGGUCGGGAGGUGUCGUAUCCGACGACCCCGACGUCGUCCCCGGAGACCAGCCCGCUGAGAUACGAGAUGCCGCAGCCGCAGGUGCUGACGAAUCCGGGAAUCGACUUCUCGGACGUCGACAAGCAGCAGAAGGAAUACGAGAGCAACGUGAACUCGAUGAGGAGGUCCGAUUGCGGCUCCCAGACCAAAGUGGUGGUGCUCUCGUACCCCAGGUAUUGCCGGUAUCGCUCCCUCCUGCGCAGAUUGGAGGGUGCCGAGCCCUCCUGGCUGUGCUCGUCCAUCGCAGCCGCGGUAGGCGGUUUCACCGCCACACCGGGAACCAGGGUCCUCUUCUGCAGGGAUACCUUCGACUACCCUGACCUCGAGACCCACGAGCUUCUGUGCAACCAUUUAGCGCCGAAAUUGAAAGGCAGACCGCGAAGAAAGCGCAAAAAGCGCAGCGCAUCGCCAGGUGAGUCCUCGAAUGAAAGCGAGGCCUCGGUAGCAUCUACGUCGAAGAGCACGCCGGCGAUGAGCACCAGCCUGGUAAUACCUACGGUUGGCAGACCCUCGUCCGCAGUACGACGGAGUGAAAGAAAGAUCAGCGCCGAGGAGAAGAAGUUUAUCACCGACGUGCAAAGUUUUAUGAACUCCCGGGGUACGCCGGUCGGAAAGAUGCCACUGCUCGGCUACAGACAGAUCGAUCUAUUCCUGUUCUACACGAAAGUGCAAAUGCUCGGUGGUUACGACUCGGUCAGCGCCGGCCGUCUUUGGAAGACUAUCUACGACGACAUCGGUGGCAACACGAAUUCCACCAGCGCGGCUACCGUCACGCGGAAACACUAUGAAAAGUUGUUAUUACCUUACGAGAGGUAUCAACGGGGCGAGGAGACGAAAGUGAGACUGAACAACGGACGGCGUACGAAGAAUACGAGCGUGUCCGAGGAUUCAGAUGCCAAGGAGGAACCUGGUGACCCGUAUCCGUCGGAGACUCCUCCACCUGUAGAAGCGAUUUCUACAGCUACGACGCCACCUCUGCAGCCAAUAAUGUCCGCGACGGCGACGACGAUACUUUCAAGCGAAAAACCUAAAGCCGAGACCGGCAAGACGUCCUCGUUGCGCAGCGUGCGAGUAAAGCCAGAACGCCUGAAGUCAUUGAACACAAUAAUCGCCAAUAGCGCGACACCUUCCAACCAGCAAGCUAGCCAACUGCCAAGUCCACCUCCAUCCUCCAACACGUCUGUCUCGACGCCCAGCAGCACACCCUCCACGACGCCCACGAUCGGCACCGGUAACGGUAAUCAGAGCGUCUUGGAGAGGCAGCUCAAUAGCCCUUUGAUAUCCCAACAAGUUCCACCAUCGUGUUCGCCACCAGGCCUGCCCGUGACCACCGUAGCGACGAACGCGUCGACCGUCGUUACCCUAACGCCACCACCGGAGAAGGAUAUGAAGGAGAUCAAAUUGGACGCCAAACAGACCACUCUCCUCGCGCAAGGCAAGGAGAACAUACCGCUAUUUGGCGACGAGAAGCCUAUUUUCGCGGACAAAACGAUGGUACCGCCGGUCUCUAGGUCGCCUGAGGUAAUCGACCUCGAGAACGAGGGCGACACGAGCCCUCGCGACAAGAUAAUCAUUCCCAGCUUCAAGAAGCGCAAACUCGAGAUCCUGCGUGAGGGCGGUCUCGAAGUCACCGCCGUUGAUCUAGACGCACGGCCCAGCGUCAUCCAAAGCAGCAUCGGCAUGCCGUCACAGCAACAGCAACCACAGCUGCAACCAUCGCCGGCCACGAUGAAGUCCACUGAGGAGAAGCAGCCGUCAGUCUCUCCGUAUCCGCUUCCGGUGACGCCCAACUCCAUUCCGAAGCUGAUAUCCGUCACCGUGACGCCCGACAUAGGUCACAUGUUGCCGUCGCCGCACGAGCAACAAAAUUACCAAUCGCGAGUUUUGAGUGCGACGAUCAAGCAACAGCCAGCUCACCACAACAACAAUAACAAUAGUAGUAUGACAAACAACAACAUGAUGCACAAUAACAUGAUAAAUAGUCGGGUGAUAAAUCUCGGUAAUUCCAACAACGCCGCAUUGCUGCAGUUGUACGCGAACGCGAACGUUGUACCGCCGACUUCGACGGCAAUCCCGCCCGUGCAGCCCAAUAGUCGCUUCGUACCACCGAGUAUUCCGAACGGCAGAUUGCCAAAGGUGACGCAGUCGCGGUCGAUAUUCGUGCACAACGAAAGGACGGUUUACGGGAAUCCCAAAGAUAUCAUCAACUCCCCGAAAUAUCCGCGUUCGUUGUAUCCGCAUCAGCAUCAGCAUCAGCAGCAGCAGCAGCAGCAGCAGCAGCAGCAGCAACAUCGCUCGCAUCAUCCGCAGAUGGGCGGCAGUCGAGACGAUACCGCGCAAGGAGGUGUUCUCGACCUGACGCAAAAGUCUAGCGAAAAACCAACUUUCCCCAGGCCCAACCUGGAAAUAGUCCGAGUACCUGUGGUGCCAAGGCCUAAUCCGUUGAACUUGGAUAUGCGGAAUUCACCCGCUGCUAAGGACAAACCACCGGACAGACUCGCCGCCGAUUACUCGAAGAGAGUACCUUUCCCCGCGUACCAGAACGUGAUCGACAAUCGAACUAUCGCCUCGAACAAUCUCGAGAUCACGUUAGUGAAUCCCAAGCAGAAGAACAAUCACCUGAACGCACCGUCUCAUGUCCAGAUGCCAAGUCCACCUAACAGAGGUAGCGCGAUGGGGACGAUAAAUAACACGCCAAGGAGGCAGCCGCAUCAUCACAUUAAUGGAAAGUACACGACGAGGAACGAACCUGUCUCACCGUAUACACCAAGAAAGCCGAGUCAUCCCGUCAUACCGAACGUACCUAACUUAAAUCACCUGAAUCACAGUGGAAAUUCAUUCCCUAGAAUACAAUCUCACAACACGAUGCAACAACAACAGCAUCACCACCACCACCAUCACCACCACCACCACCACCAACAACAACAACAACAACAACAACAACAAAUGAGCAUCGACAGGAGAAAAGCUGUCGCGGAGGCAGGCAGGGAUCAACAACAGCGUAGGAUCAGCGAAGGCGAAAAGUCGUUGACGGCGCAACACCAGCAAGAGGCGAGGCAAAGCGAAGUCAGUCGACGGCACAGCUUACCUAGUAUACCAUCGGGCUUUGUGCCGACGGUGCCGCAGAACAAUUCCGUUGCCUUCCCGUUACCGCAGCUGCCAAACGCGCCCGGCAAGUUCCUACCGAUCCUGGAUCCCAUGUACUAUUCCGCGUUCUACAAUGGUUUGUUCCCGUCACCAAUUCCGCCCACGGCUGCCGCCGCCGCCGCCGCCGCUGCCGCGACGCCAUUUCUACCACCCGAGUUUAGCGCGUAUUACAAAGAACUACUCGCUUCCUCGCAACCAAGACUGGGGAUGACGGGGCAGCCGCCACCACCGCUACAUCAACAGCCGGCCGCCCCAACGUCUAAGUAGACAAUGGGAUCUCAACAUGUAGGGUUUCCGGCACUCUGUGUGUGUGUGUGUGUGUGUGUGUGUGUGUGUGUGUGUGUGUGUGUGUGUGUGUGUGUGUGUGUGAGUGUGAGUGAGUGAGUGAGUGAGUGAGUGAGUGUGAGUGUGUGAGAGUGUAUGUGUAUGUGAGUGUGAGGAUACUUUCGAGCACUAGAGAGGACAAGGGGAUCCGUCGGACUUGUUCGCUGUCAAUAAACGUGUAUCCACGUGCGAAUUCGCGAUUAAAAACCAAUAAAAGUGAGGGGAGUGUAUCGUGAAAUUUGAAUAUUGUGAAAAAUCUAUAUGUUCAUUUACGUAAUUUCUACGCAGUUCGCAACGGCGUAGAAAGAAUUCGCAACAUCGAUAAAAUUAUUCACAGUGUUCGUGUACGAUAGGAUAGUCUCUGUCGAAUCUCUGGCAAAGAUUGAACGAGUUGACAAAUUUAAUUAAGAAAUUUUUCAGAUGACGUAUCUUCAUACAUGAUGUAUCACGUACAUAUAAUAUGUUGGUUUCAUUCAUUUGCUCGAGAUUCUAAGGAGAACUAUCGAUAUUAAGAAAGAAGAGAUCCUGUGAUAAAAAUGCGACAGUGCAUUAACGUUAAAAGAAGGCAGAAUAUUAUUAUGAGAAAUUAUUAUUUUUAUAUGUUUAUUUUAUGUAAAUCAUUUAUGCGCGUUUUUGAGUUUCAAUUAGUGUUGAAGGACAAAAUAAUCUAUAUUCUAAUUAAUUUAGGCACCUGCGCGUUCAGUGUAAUGUUAUGAGAAUAUAAUUAUUCUACAAAAACAAUAAUUUCCUUUUUUUUCUUCGUUUAUUAUGGUUAUCAUGAUUCAAGCUCGUCGAGUUUCCUUUUUAUUUUCAUUCGACAAGGCGCAUUUUGAUUUAUUUUCAAUGCACCUUGCGAUACAUUUGACGCAAAAUAAAGAACGGUCGAAAACGGAAAGAAAAGUAACGGCGAACGGUCGGCAGACGGAUCAUCGGAACGCAUAAUUGUUUGCUGUUUAAUGGUAAAUCUUAUGUAGUACGCUCGCGAGAACCCUAUGUAUUGUAUAAGCUAGACAAUUUUCAUUAAUAAUAAAAAAGCAACACUCGUACACAAUCACAUACACACCGAUCUGUAGUCACCUUUAACGAUAAUAAGCGCACGCAUGCAAUGUUCUAGCAGCGAUAUGUAUAUAAUGUAUAUAACAACGUAAAUUCAUUAAGAUAGGUAAAUUCUACGUUAUCUUUCAACGUUUACGUAAGGGAGUUAAGUUCAGUAAAUGUACAGGCUGUCUUGCUCGCGUGGCCAACGAUUGUCGUAUCGCUGUUUCCUGAGAAGAGUUGAGAACGAUAUUUUGCAGGCCAUCUUCGACGAUGCUUUUUAUUAUUCAUUCGGGAAACGUUAAGUGGGGAACUCUUCGUUGUGCGGUAACGUGCGGAUGCGAUAGAGUUUUUUUUUCUUUAAUUCGAGUAGAGUUUAACGAAAUCCUUGUAAUUAACGAAAUUGUUACGCGAUUGCUGCCGAAUGUGAUCGAACAUCGCGGGCCACCGCAAUACUUUGGAGAAAAAUCGAUUAAAGAGGAAAAUUACCAACGGUAUAUCCAUGUUAAAUGUAGUUCUAUUGAUAGAAUUUGUUCGUUUUAGAAUACUCUGAUCAAAAGAAAGGAAAAAAAAUAAAAUAUGAGAAUAACGUUAAAGCAUUCGUAACCUUAAGACGUACAAGCAGAAACGUGAUCCACGUUCGGAUCGUUUUGGCCUCAAAGAAGAAAAUCAGAUUUCUUAUAUCGAUGUCUUUCAAGAGUGAUGAGUUGUCCGCGUUCUUUCGGACGAUUCUUACGUGGUAGACGAAUUAGGCGUUGUGACGACGAUCACGAGACCGUGGCUGAUCGACGACAGCCUUCCCACUGGAAUACCGCUGUAUAAUCAAUAAGUCGAGGAACCGAACCGAUCGCGGUUGCAGCGUGCGACCGCGACGCGACGGUCCGGGCACAGGAUGAACGCAAAAACGCGCUACUGCUGUUGUUAUUUUUGUAAGAUCGCGGCUAAUCUCCGGUAAAACUAAUCUCCGGAGCACGUCGCUUCUCAAAAUGGUGCUAUACGACGAGAAACGCUAUUGUGAGCCUUUUCGAAAAUUUUAAAACGAGACGUUUGUUGAAGUACCAGUGGAUCUCUCCCGCGCGAUCGCCCGAAAGAACUACGACCUUAAGAUUAAAUCUUCACGUCCAAGUCUGAUAACCGUAUACAAACCGAGAGGAAGCUCAGGGGACUCGACGAAGCGUGAGUUCCGGCUGUCUCGCGCAUAAUGGAAAAAACGAACAAAAAUGAAUAUACGGGUCCGUUACGGUUGCGAUUUGGUGAAAUAUCUUGCGGGGUUCGUACACGGGAAGCGAACGCGAACGAGUUAACGAGAAAAGGACGGCAAAGCGGUCGAAUCUCUGCGAAGAGAAUGGCUUUUACGGGAAUACGUGCCAUAAAAACUGAUUAGAUAGCGAUUACAAUGGAAAAUCGAAUACAAUGGCGGAUACGGUCAUUUGUAUUAUGCUUUUGACGAGCCCCUUACGGUUAGACAAACUAAGGAAGGUAGACGCGAAUCGAAGCAAGCAAAGAGGAAUAAUAAUAAAGAUACGCAAAAUUCCGCGUGGAAGAUUUUAUAUGAUUUCUUGUUUAUAUUCUGUUACCGCGGUGUUGUUUUAUAAGUCUUUGAAAGAGUCUUGUUUUUAGCGCGUGUGCGUGUGAGAGAGGUAUGUCGAUGAACGAUGAACGAAUGAGUGAAUCUUGAAGAAUAAUUUGAAGAAAAGUCGACGAUUGUUUUCGUUUUUGCGAGUCUUCUCUUUCAUUUUGUAUACUUGCUAGAGCGAUUUUAGUAUAACCCUCGUUUUCCCACUUUAAUAAUAAUAAUUAUUAUUAUUACGAUAUAAAUAUUUUUUAUUAUAUGGGCAUUUCAGUUCCUAAAUUGGAAAUAAAAUAUCUACUACAAACGCGGCCUUUUUUAAUUAUUCUACAAACAUCUCAAGUGCUCGCCACAUUGUGCAGUCGUCUGCACUGGUCGGAUUGGGCAUCUUUUUAACGUUGCUUUUAUUUUCUCCCAUUUCAAAGCUUAUAAGUCUUUGAUAAGUCUCCGAUAUAAGUCUUUAUAUUGAAAAUCUUGAUACCUACGCUUCCAUCGUGACCGCUAAAAGAGCAUGAUAUGAAUAAUGUUAUUGACAAUAUUUGAAAUUCUCUUUAAUCACUGAUCAUUUUUACCGAGAAUGCUAUUAUAACGGACUUGAAUACAUAUUAAAAAGUAAUUUGAAAAGUGAUUUUAAUGGUCGAAACAUAAUGAUAACGGCCAAUCGUUUGUGGUCAACAUAUCGCAGCAUUGAUAAUUCGACAUCAUAAAAUUAAGAUCGCACGAAGAAAGAGAUACGGCAGAAUUAAAAAACGUUGAAUUGAAACGAUCGUGCGUGAUUUUACUCACGAAAAGUGCGCGCUCUGUGUGGAUACGUCGGCUCGCCAUGGAGAGACCGCUUCUGAUUGGCCGACGUUGUUAUCGGCGCGCAACGUUCAACCGGCGAAACGCGAAGAGAACCACGAAGAAAAAGAAUGACGAAUAGAGCGCAGAGCGGCGGGCGCGCGGAAUGCACGGAGCAUGUGCCGCGAAAUUUAAAAUCCCUUUAACGACGGCUAUAAACCGGUAACCUGUUUAACCAGUCCUGCGCGACGGCGAACGCCGGACGUUUCACCUUCGCGAAAUCGUUCCUAUUCCGUUUUUUUCCGCCGUUCCGUCCAACCCCUCUCCCGUUUCCCUCUCUCGCUCUCGCGCUCCUGGAUGCAGGCGACCUCUUUGUUUCACCUCCAAUUUUGCGUAUCGCCAUCGGGAUAUUCCACACCGUGCGCUCGCGAAACCGCGCUCCGCUUGAACAUUUGAAAUUGAACGCGAAAAGUUCGAAGGGCGAAGGGAAACGCGGCUGCAGUUCCGGAUAUUUCCAACCUCCGAUUUUUAUGAAAUUCGGUGAGAUUGUCUCAAAUACUCUUAAAUGAGCAUAUCUAAAAGAUUUAUUAUAUUUAUUUAUUAUAAAAUAAUGAUUUAUAUUAAGCUAGGUGUCUGUGGAUGAGAAGCGGAGGCACUUUGUUCACGUGCUGUUAUUUUGUAGCGAAUCUGUGGUACAUCUUUAUUAAUCUUCAAGUAUUAAUACAGCGUUCCCGUAUGUGCACUCUGUCGCCCGCGAUCGCCUUGUCUCUCGCGUGCAUGCCACCUUACCUACCGCAUUCGCGGCGUAGAUGCCCAGAGGCAUUAUAUAUUAUGUAUUUAAAUUUAUUUCAACCUUUUCAUAGAUUGUUCUGCAUAACAAGUACGCGUUAGGCUAUCCGCUUCUCACCCCAUCUAAAAUCUAGCCUAAUAUAUAUAUAUAGCCAUUAUCUCAGUCAAUUUUCAAUUGCGCCAAUAAAUCUUUAAAUUCCAGCUUCCCACACAGGGGUGCCUGAAACCCCAAGUAAAAUAAACUAACUAAGAACUAUACUUUCUUUUUCAAAUUUUCCUAUGCAUAGGCAUGUUCCUUGAUAUAUGACGUCGAUGGAAAAAGUGACUUAAAAUCAGUUGAUUUUUUCUUAUAUUUUGAACUAAAUGUUCGACGUGGGAUAGCCUGUACCCCAGUGUGGGAAGCCCGUGAAAAUUGAAAGUGUGGAUUAAAUUUUAUCUUCUUCAUUUAGGACAAUCUCACCCUGGGAAUUUCAUGAGAAUCGGAAAUUGGACCUUUUCGGAACUACUGCACUUCUUGUCGAAAGUCUUCAUUGUAAACGAUAACUAAAGACGGAUUGAAUCUAUCGUUUUUUACACACCUCGUGACGUUUGUCAUCUAUCGCGUAACUGGAUUCAUGGCAUUGACUCUAAUAAAGUUCCAAUUCUAUUA